Dictyostelium discoideum AX4 is the source of this 594-nucleotide messenger RNA. RefSeq names its product cyclophilin B (gene cypB). The transcript has 5 exons. The record is from RefSeq and is a predicted model, not a curated record. NCBI's taxonomy places the organism in Eukaryota, Evosea, Eumycetozoa, Dictyosteliales, Dictyosteliaceae. Gene Ontology annotation, molecular function: peptidyl-prolyl cis-trans isomerase activity. Bases 1 to 594 code for a protein of 197 amino acids. Gene Ontology annotation, biological process: protein folding.
AUGAAAGUUAUUUUCGUAGUUUUAGCCAUUGUAUUAGUUACAUUAUGGGCUAUGCCAUCAGAAGCUGGUAAAGACCCAAAGAUUACCAAUAAAGUAUUCUUUGAUAUAGAAAUUGAUAAUAAACCAGCAGGUAGAAUUGUAUUUGGUUUAUAUGGAAAGACAGUACCAAAAACAGUUGAAAACUUUAGAGCAUUAUGUACUGGUGAAAAAGGUUUAGGUACCAGUGGUAAACCAUUACAUUAUAAAGAUAGUAAAUUCCAUCGUAUCAUUCCAAACUUUAUGAUUCAAGGUGGUGAUUUCACAAGAGGUGAUGGUACUGGUGGUGAAUCAAUUUAUGGUAAAAAAUUCAAUGAUGAAAACUUCAAAAUUAAACACUCCAAACCAGGUCUUUUAUCAAUGGCUAACGCUGGUCCAAACACUAAUGGUUCACAAUUCUUUAUUACUACCGUUGUUACUUCAUGGUUAGAUGGUCGUCAUACUGUUUUUGGUGAAGUUAUUGAAGGUAUGGAUAUUGUUAAACUCCUUGAAUCCAUUGGUUCCCAAUCUGGAACACCAAGUAAAAUUGCUAAAAUCUCAAACUCUGGUGAAUUAUAA